AUGCAUUUUUCAGGUGCCAACAUGGCUGCUUUGUUUACAGACUUAUGGUGUGGCACAAUGAAGAACUAUGCCCCAGAUGACCGUGCUAUGUGGGACUGGGCAGUCCUUGUUGACGACAUGUGGGAAGAGCAUGGCUCUGCAGUUGCUGUAUGUUGGCCAUAUCUUCCAGGCUCAUUCUACAAUCCCCCACAAAACCCUGCCGAAAAAAUGAACACGCAUUAUAAAGCCCGCAAGUACAUCACAUGGCUCUUUGGUCUUGCUCCUGCAUUGCUUUAUGGUAUUCUUCCACACAAGUAUUGGGUCAAUUUCUGCAAGUUCACACAAGCCCUUCGUAUCAUGAGCCAAUACAGCAUAACCUCUGCUCAACUCAUGGAUGCCUUCGUUAAGUUCACAGAAUGGGAAGGUGAAUUUGAAGAGAUUUACUAUCAAUGUCUCGCACACCGUCUCCAUUUUGUUCGCCCAUGUGUACACUUAUCAAACCACCUUGCUCUCGAAGCCUCUCGUGUCGGCUCACCUAUCUGUUCAUCUCAGUGGACCAUAGAAAGAACUGAUGUUGAGUUUGAUCUCCGUCAACCAAAAUUGCCAUAUGCAUGCCUCACACAGGUAUGCUUGCUUUGUUGCCAAACCAAUGCCAUCAAAUCUAUGUUUCCACACUUUGAUCCACCAGAUGUACUUGCUCCACAAUACUCUCUGGAUAUUGGCAAUGGCUAUGUGCUUCUCCGUGCCCAUGACAAACGGUCACAUCAUGCUGCAAGUCCUGCAGAGGCAGCGGCAAUGGCUGACUUUCUUGGCCAUGAAGCUCCGAAAUUUUUUCAUUGGGCCUGUCUCCGUCUUCCUAAUGGUCAAAUUUCACGAUCAGCUUGGAAAGAAAGAGACCGACCAGUAGAACAUUCACGAUCAGCCCGAAACAUCAAGGCAAAGUUCUUAAAUCGAUUGCAAGGCCCAGAAUGGCAUUUCAAAAACAUCGCAGUUGUCUCUGUCUAUUCUCCUCCUGAUGCUGCACUCCUAGAACUGUCUUUUGGUACAGUUUGGUCAUGCAAACACCAGGGUGAACACGGACUGCAUGUUGUGGAGAUUGAACAGAUCCAGGCAGUCGUCACUGUAAUACCCCAUCAACCCACCUUACCAUCUGGAGUUACUGAAGAUCGUUUUUUUUGUCGUGGAGAGAGCUGGUUUGGAUGUUUCAACAACUGGAGUAUUUCUUGA
Suillus plorans is the source of this 1206-nucleotide messenger RNA. RefSeq lists its product as uncharacterized. The transcript is spliced from 2 exons. The coding region runs from base 1 to 1206 and encodes 401 amino acids. The record is from RefSeq and is a predicted model, not a curated record. Lineage: Eukaryota; Fungi; Basidiomycota; Agaricomycetes; Boletales; Suillaceae.